AUGAAAAAUGGUGUCGAUAUUAAUUUAUAUUCAAAUCUCAUUGCAUUUUUAAAGAGACGCUCUGAUGGUUUUAUAAAGAAAAAAUCUAAGGUACUAUCAUCAAAUGACGUCGAAAAGUUUCUAAGAGAUGCUCCAGAUAGCCAGUACCUGGCUACAAAGGUUGCGUUAAUAUUUGGUAUUAAUGGUGCAUGUAGACGGCAAGAGCUUCACAAUAUUACCACAAAUGACAUUGAAAAUCAAGGCAAAAUACUUUUAGUUAAAAUAUCAAACACUAAAAACAAAAUACCCCGAUCUUUUAUUAUCGACGGCCCAUUUUAUGAUGUGGUAAAAAAAUAUGAAGCUCUGCGUACAACUAAGGCAAAAAAUAAUCAUUUCUUUCAGAAUUACCAAAAAGGUAAAUGUACUGCGCAACCUAUUGGCAUAAAUAAAUUCGGUGCCAUGCCAAAGGAAGUCGCCAAGUUUUUAGGAUUGCCUGAUGCUGAUUGUUAUACAGGGCACAGUUUCAGAAGAACGUCAGCUACAUUACUUGCUGAUUCGGGCGCUGAUAUAUUGACUUUAAAGCGGCGGCGGUGGCGUUCUAACGCAGUAGCAGAACCUUAUGUAGAAGAGUCCAUCCAAAACAAAGCAAAUAUAAGUGCCAAAAUAACUCAGGCAAUAAAUUUGGAGCCACAAACGAAGAAGUUUUGCCCUGAGUCACGCCCCUCUACUUCUACUGAUAAUAUUUUUUCAUUUACAACUAAUGACGAAUUACAAUGCUCUUCUGCCGCCUUUCAAGAAGUUUCGUCAUCUCCAACAUUUACCCUAACACAAAACAAUGACAUUAUGAAUAGUAAUAAUAAUAAUAACAUAAUUAAAAAACCAACUACAACUAUGUAUCAUUUUAAUAAUUGUAAUUUCACUAACUGUUUUAAUAAUUCAAAAUGAACAAAAUAUGAUUUUUUUUUUCUGUUUCCUCGCAAAUGUGUUAAAACCGUCGUACGAUAUACGUGCGUAUUGGUUAUAACACGCUCGGCUCAAUUUCGCCCUCGCCUUCGGCUCGGGCUGAAAUUCCGCCUCGCAUGUUAUAACUAUCAUAACGCAUUAAUAUCGUAAUGUACUAUUAUAGUUUACUUCCGCUGUUUCAAAGCAAUGUUUGGUAAAAUAUACAUGGUCAAAUUCCACUAG
Diatraea saccharalis (sugarcane borer) is the source of this 1164-nucleotide messenger RNA. The record is from the annotation of a GenBank genome assembly. NCBI's taxonomy places the organism in Eukaryota, Metazoa, Arthropoda, Insecta, Lepidoptera, Crambidae.